Molecule: messenger RNA, 3249 nt
Organism: Gigantopelta aegis
Lineage: Eukaryota; Metazoa; Mollusca; Gastropoda; Neomphalida; Peltospiridae
Exons: 4
Coding region: 2438-3175 (245 amino acids)
Molecular function (GO): DNA binding
Source: RefSeq, a predicted model, not a curated record
UUGUUUUUUAAAUAUUAACAAAGUGUUCGUCAACUGUGUAGUUAAAUAAAAAAUAAAAUAAAAAUUCUCAUGUAGUGGCAUUAAAAAUAGAAAAUGACUAACCACACCUAACAUGCACCUGAACACGGUUACAAAUGUUGCACUGUUUACUGGAAGGUGCUUCACUUUUGUUUACAAGAAUGGAUAUAUUUUAUGUCCACAUUGUUGAUUUUUUACGUUAACUGAUUGCAAUUUGUUUUGUUUCACGUAUCGUAGCCAAAAAAUAUAAUAAAUAAUCUCCAUAAAAAUACUUUUUCUCUAGUGUUUUCCCCACAAAUGUUUUAAGGCAUUGUAUAUUGAACUUUCUGUGGCAUUUUAUGCAAGUCCAAAUUUAGAUUUUCAUAAUGAUUUGUGUUACCAUGGUUACCUAAGUUCAUGUUAAAUGAAUUAAAAAUUUCCAAUUUUGUUGAAGGUCAAAUGGUAUUACACACACACAUACUAAAUUUCUUACAACUAAAUUCACUAAAGCUAUAAGUUUAAUGUUUAAAAUCUACAUCAAACUCUGUCACGGAAGUCACACCAAUUUGUCACCACUGGAUGCAUAAUCUUCAUGAAUGAGAUCCUACAAUUGUGUGAUUGAGUUAAGUUUGAUACUGAGCAUAUACCUAUACAUAAACAUCAAACAUGUAAUUUGCAUUGUAAACUGAUGGCGAGUGUGUUCUGUAUUGUGAUUGGUUAAUUACAUUAUUUUUCCGGGAUAAAAAUAACACCCGGAAAUACCAAAUAUACAGUUAGUUCCGUAGAAAAAACAAUUCAGUUUACAAUGGACAUAACCAUAUUAGGUUUUUAGAUUUGUGGGUGUUAUUGUCUAUUUGAUGCCCGCAAAUGUAUCAUUUUUCACCUCAGGCUAAUGCCUUAGGUCAAAAAUGACAUUUGAGGGAUCAAAUAAACAAUAAAACCCACAAAUCUAAAAACUCCAUAUGGUUAUCUCCUAAGUGGAUCAUACAUUUAAGGGCCAUUGGUUAAACUGGUGAAAUCCUUGAAAAUCAUAAUUUGCUAAUUUUUCAGCUAGUGCCUAUUACUAGCACUGCAUGUAGCUUAACACUGAGUUACACUGUUUAUAAAGACAUGGGAUCAAGUUACUAAAUGUGCCAGUUUCAACUUGUUAUCUGUACUCCAGAUAAGAUGCUCCAAAAAGUGUUGAAAAUAUAAAAUGUCAUUCGCAUAUUUGAAAAGGGGCGUGACAAUUUGGAAAUUACGACUGAAAUUGUGCCUCACUGCAUUCCACCAACAACAUAUUUAUAGAAAAAUGUUUUUUUUAUUGAAAUCUGAAGGUGUAUCAUGAGAAAUGUUUCAUACAUAAAUUGGAAGGAAAUUACCCAAAAGGUAUAAACAUUGAACAAGCGGUGACAAUACCAUGAACCUCUAGUUUCCAUAGACUUGCUGUCAUGAUCCCUUGAAAGAAUAUUUGUCUAAGUUUCCUGAACAGAAUUGGUAACCUCUACAACUGGCUAUCUCAUGAGUACCAUUCAUGGUAGCCUAUUGAGUUAACUUAUAUAAGUGAACCGUCUGUAUACUUUGAAUUAGACAUUAUAUCCUUGUAGCAUGAAGAACACAUUACAUGUUAAAUUUCAAUUUUAUAGAAGAAUAAACUAUGUUUGAUUUGUCAUGGGUCAAUCCAUAGUUUUAAAAAUGCACAGGGGGAAAGUGAAAUAAUAUUUGACAACUGGCACAUGAACUUUGUAAGUAUCUUCAGAAGUGCAGUCUUCUAAUCAACAAGUAUUGUGCUCAUGGUCGACAAUGCUCAAUUUUGGGAUCAAUGUCUGAAUUAUGUUUAUUGUUGGGCUGUUGCCUUAUGACGUAUCAUUUUAUCAGCAACUACAAAACUGAUUAGCACAAAGCCUAUAUAAUAGUAUCAUCAACAUAAAUUGUAUGAUAUCAAGGUUUAGGUGGAAUUGCACCAUCGGCCAAUGUCCUUAUCAAUUUGGGAUAAAAGAGAAUACAAAGUAAUUUAGAUGGCUUACCACAUAUUAUUGACUGUCAGCGUAAUAAUAAACACCUUUAAUGCUAGUCAUGAUGAAUUGAUUUUAUUCAAAAUCAUCAAAACAAUAACCAAGUAUAACAUGCUAACAUUAGAAUUUUAAGUUUAUGUUAUUGAUGUUAUGUUUUUACCAGAUAUACUGAAUACUCAGUUGAAGAUUUUCCUGCAUGACUGCUCAAAUUAAGGGGGCUCUAGCCUUUCAGCUUUGAAGAAGCCCUAAUGACCAAAAAAAAAAAAAAAGCCAGAUGUAUAAAUACAUGUACGUGGUAUAAUUAUUAAAGUAAAAAUACUUCUGGUGAUAAAGAAUAAUUAAUUUUACAAUGGCAAGUAAUUAAUCAAUAUUGCAUUCUGAAUACUGUGUGUGAUUUAAGAAAUACAUUGUUUUCUGAAUACACCAACGUACUCGUAUUUAUUUAUAUGCAUAUGUACCAAUUUCAGAAAAGAAUGAGAGAAGACCCGACAUCCGUCCAAGUGGACAUUUUGGAAAAAGCUUGGCUUGCUGGUGUCAAGACGGCAGGGUGUAAGGAGAUUGCAUCUGUUGCCAGUCAAACAGGUUUAACUGAGGAAAAAGUUACGGUGUGGAUAGGAAAUCGGCGGGCAAAAGACAGACAUGCAGGUGUCUGUGAACCAAAGAAGGUGGCCUACACAUAUGGACCAAAUGCGUAUUCAUAUUUUUGUGGGACAGUCUCAAGAGGUGACUUAUCCAAACAAAUAUAUUUUAAACUGUGUGCCAGUCAGUGGAAAAAACUUUCUAAAGAAGACCGGGCACAGUUUAAAAUACAGGUAGAAAAGGUACGCCAAGACCCCAAUAAAGGCUGUGACAGGAAGUUGCUUUAUAAGAAGCACAUGUCCAUCAUAAAUAAAUCGUGUGAUAUCUUACAGUCUUCAGGUUUCCAUGUUAGUGGCUUCAGCCUGGAUGCUAAAAACCCUGAUGUACCAGUACUGUUUGGAACACAAAAAGGAAUGAAGUGGCUUGCAUCCAAGAAUGCUAAAAUUGUCACUAAUAUUUUAGGUGAUUUAUUUUUUAUCUCACACCUAACAACAGUAAAAACAAAUUGGAAGGCAAAAUAUAGGUUUUGUUUUUUGGAGGUGGUAGCAGUAACAUUUUCAUUAAAAUCAGUAUUAUGUUUUUGCUUGGAAAUCCAAUCUAAUUAAAAUUAGCUCCACUGAUUAAUUUCCUGUGGAUCUAACAGUAGCCCAUUGGAGCUUAUAUCCAGUUGACCUUUCAU